Messenger RNA from Microdochium trichocladiopsis, 2675 nucleotides. RefSeq names its product mediator of RNA polymerase II transcription subunit 1-domain-containing protein. Gene Ontology annotation, cellular component: mediator complex. Gene Ontology annotation, biological process: regulation of transcription by RNA polymerase II. The transcript has 2 exons. NCBI's taxonomy places the organism in Eukaryota, Fungi, Ascomycota, Sordariomycetes, Xylariales, Microdochiaceae. Gene Ontology annotation, molecular function: transcription coregulator activity. The record is from RefSeq and is a predicted model, not a curated record. Bases 440 to 2599 code for a protein of 719 amino acids.
ACUUGCAAGCCGGAUGAUUGUGUACUGUGCGCCGUGUUGUAUCCACACACUGUACCACCUACCAUAGCUUUCAUUCUGGAAGGUCCAGAUUGGAGCUUCCCAGUCCCCACUAACAUUCGCGACGACGACAGCAGAGAGCGCUACUGCUUGUUCAACAAACCGCGGAGCUGAACCAUCACUUGCCUGUGGCGACCAAUGCGUUGGACUGCAUACGACUCGUGAUGCGGUGAGGACCUCCAACAUCAGCGACAACUCAGGUCGCCCGUUACCCUCCCGAUGUGAAGCGCACAGUCGACCCGCGACGGCCACCACUUUCCGACAUCCUGCUUGCUGGCCGACUUGCCUCGCUGCGACACGGACGCGAGGCCACGAAGGGGAGAGCUUCCUCUACCUGGCCCGGACUUUUCUCAAUCGUUCGUGAUCCCAAUUCCACCACGACAUGUCGACACCCAUGCGCCACGGCCCCUCGCAGCAGGGCCGCACUCCGUCACAACAUGCUGGGACGGCGCCGACACCCCAGGCCUCGACGCCAUUCUCCAACUCACAGACACAAGCUGCCUUUUCACCUCGGGGGCCGCGAUCGUCGCCCCAGCAGUUCAAGAAGUCGCCCGCGGCCAAGAACUCCCCAGCCAACAUGGUGGGACAUCCGAGCAAUGCGCCCGUCAACUUUGACAGCCCCUCUGCGGCUGCUGCGCUCGGCGCACUGGGCAUCAACGAUCUCGGGCUCGACAACAUCAGCAUGAGCGGCAUGGUCACAGGCUCCGGGCGCGGCAGCGAGGAAGAGUUCAGGAAGAAGCUGGACGAUGUCAUAGACAUGCUCUGGAAUGCAAAGAGUGCUCUUGUGAGCAACGACGGUCUGGAGCGUGUGGCAACACACCUCGGUCUCGAGUGUAUGUGGGAGGAUACGAUAGGCGGAGGGGAAGGUGCCAAGACUCUAGUCAUUGCCGGGACUGCUUUCUCGGUCGAGAUCAAUGUCAACAAGCACAUUGUUCAAGAAGCUGCGCUUGCGUUCGGUGAAGAGAUCCCCAUCGUGGACAAGCAUGUCGAGAAGGCGUCUGCUGUCCUUAAGGAUGACCUCGUCCUCGCGCCUGGACAGACGCCGCUCACAAAGCGGUUGCGAGACUUCUGGAGCAACCUGGAACGCCUGAGGGAUCUGGACAAGCUGAGCGUCAGCCCCGGCUUCAACUGCCAUGAGGCCAUCGCCGGUCUGUACGAGAGUCUGCACAGCCUCCAUCAGUGGGACGUGACCAAGCUACGCGAGAUACCAGAGCUGAGCGCAAAGCCGAACGAGCAGAUAGAGGUUUGGGCGUUGGCCGCAAGAAACGGCGUACCACAGAUGCAUGUCCGCCACCGCGUCGGCCUCACACUCGACUACUGGAUGGAGAAGUACAAGAGGGCUGCCACCCGCAUCGGCAGGGAGGAUGCAAAGACAUGGGGCAUCUACGUGAGCUGCACGCCAGCGGACAGUAUCGCGUACAACCCCGUGCGAGUGUCCGACAAAUGGAUUGGGCCCAGUGUUGAGAAACUGAACCCGUCAGAGGAGGAGAUGAUGAUGGCGGCGGGAAACCCAAUCAUUGACUGGUUGGAGCCGGCGCCCACGCUGCUACCCUCGAAUGACAGCACAAAACCACAGUCAAGCAUGGAUCCAGCUGCCGAUGGCAUGCUGUCAGGCCCCAAGACCCCGGAGGUGGUCUUUAUGGCCACCUUUGAGCCUCCCGUCAUCGUGACGAACCACGCCGCACUCGAGAUCUACAAGUUCUCCGGCACGCAGCCACAAAUGACUACGACCACGUUUGACGCCUGGCUCUUCCCGAUACCAAAGGGUACAAUGUACGACCCCAGUGAGCCGCGUGUUAUCGAGCAUACUAUGCAGGUGCCGACUUUUGCACGCCGCUUGGAGGGUCAAGAGCAGGACGAAGCAGAAGUCAAGUCCCACAGGAACACGCUCCAUAUAUACAAGCCGGUCUAUGGACAGGUUCUGAGAGCAGUUCCGUUCUCUCACCCGCGGGAGCUGGUCCAGAUGCUGCCAACCUUACGCCAGUACGCAUUUCUCUCGACACUGUUGUAUCGCAGCUUCGCGCCAAAGCAUGACGCCGAUACAUCAGGAGCGGGAGCAUUACGGCCACAGCAGAGCCGGGCUAAUGGCGCCGGCACGACCACUAACGGGACCACUCCAACAAAGAAGAGCGGCAGCACAGAAAACACGACGGCGAUAAGCGACUUUGACAGCUUCAUGUCUGGCACACAAUCACAGCCAGCGCGCGGAGGUGCGACCGGAACAACGUCCGGUGAGGCGGAUCGUUCAUUGCUGGUUGACAUCACCUUGACCGCACACCCCGUGCCGCGGCUCCAGGUCGUCUUCCCUUUCCGCUCCGAGACGGCCAAUAUCCAGCUCGAGAUUCAGCCGGGCGGGAAAGUGCACAUCAUCUCAGACAAUGUGUUUCCAACACAUGGCAUUGACAGCACGAGGCUUGGCAGCACGGGCAACAAGGCAAGAGGUGUGCUAGGAUCGCUGUCCGCGGCACAGUGGGCCAAGAAGCUCGAGUUCACGGAGGAUAUUGGCGCCUGGGUCGAGCUCAUCAAGCUUUCGCUUGAAUGACGGCCAUCUCGUGGAUUCGAGUUGGCGAACGAGACUCAAGUAGAUAGCACGUGGAAAUAUACCCUUAUGGACGCAC